AUGCGCCAAGAGAUCGGACCAACAACCGUCGACAAGAAGACGAGGAGGAUGGCGAUGUUCCAAUGUACACCACAAACUAGGUCAAUUGUUUCCUGGAUGAAGCGCCUGUCCAAUCUCUUUACCAAGGAAAGACACUGGGACAAAUUGUGUCCAACGUUGUCUCAAGGAAAGACACCGGGACAAAUUGUGUCCAACGUUGUCUCAAGGAUGUUGAGUGGUGAUAAACUCCAACCAAACAGAGCCAACUACGCCAUCUGGGAGCUAAUGAUGAGAGAACGGGCUCUCGAGAUCUUCAGAAACCCAACUUGGUACACAAAACCUUGCGUAGAUCCUGUUCAAGAGCAAAUUGGUAGAUCACUACUCCUUGCCACAGUUGACAGCAACAUGCAUUGCAGCAUGCUACGUCAACCGACUUGCCAUGAAAUGUUCAACUACUUAAACUUGAGGUUCUUUACAGUGACUCAAGCAGAACAACUCAUGUGCUGGGACAGAAUGAUCAACUUGAAGCUGUCCAAUUUCUCAAGCAGUGCUGAGGCGGUGACGAAGCUUUACAAAACUCUCAACAAAUUCAUCAGUUUUGGACUUGACAUCAACCGUGAAACAAUCGGAGGUCUUGCGCUUCAGAGCUCGAUUGAAGCAGGCUCAGAACUACGUUGGGAAGUGGACCGGCAAGUUGAACAGGAUCUGGAAGGAUCAAGCAAGAAGCUCUCCAAGAAGGCUGUCACGCCAGACCAGAUCCUCAAACAUAUUGAUAUUGUGAAACGACAAGUUGAUCUUGGUUCUUCUCGGACGAGUACAUUCUUGGCUUCUGUCCUGCAAGCGUACCGGUUGUCCAUGGACACACAUUCUGAUCAAGCCAAGGAAUACUAUGACCCUCAGACCUGGAAUGAUCAACCCAAACAGGUAGAAGGCUUGGCUUUGUCAGGUCCUCAGUGCUGGAACUGUCAUUCAACGGACCAUCUGCUCAGAAAGUGUUGCCUCCCACAACGGGCGGAUUUUGAUUGCCCACCAUUGUCGUUCAAUGCCUUGAGACUACAGACUCAACAACCUGGGGGACAUCAACUGACCAACACCCCACUGAUUGCGCCUGGAAACUUCCAGGCGUGGUAUCCAAUUGUCACCCCACCGGGCUACCAACAUUGCGGUUAUCAGUCGGCUCAGUCUCCUUAUGCCCCGCCACUGCCAGCAACAGGACCUGGUGGAAACCAGCCUGGGAAGAGAGCCAACUGGUACCGACCAGACUAUCGUCAGAAGCCGCCAUCCCAACAGCCCAGGCUGCAACCCCAAGCCUCAGUGAGCUCAGCCAACACCACAGGCCCACCCACCCAAUCAGACCAAGAUCAGACACGUCCACCGCAGGAGUACUACCGCCCACCGUCGCCAAUCCAAGAGUCAACCUCAAGAAUGAUAGAGAUUGGGGUGUUUGACAAAGGCCUCAAGAAUAAGGUGGUGCCCAGUUUCCGUCACCUCACGGUGGGUGAUAGCAAUGACCCUGUUUUGGACACAGGUGCCACUAACCACCUGACCAGCAACAGGGGCUGGGGACCUCUCUUUUCCGACCCGGAAUGGGCAAAUCACAAUUCUUAG
Molecule: messenger RNA, 1587 nt
Organism: Puccinia graminis f. sp. tritici CRL 75-36-700-3
Lineage: Eukaryota; Fungi; Basidiomycota; Pucciniomycetes; Pucciniales; Pucciniaceae
Exons: 2
Coding region: 1-1587 (528 amino acids)
Source: RefSeq, a predicted model, not a curated record